Messenger RNA from Dermacentor albipictus, 1869 nucleotides. Its product is annotated as cholesterol 7-desaturase nvd-like. The record is from RefSeq and is a predicted model, not a curated record. Gene Ontology annotation, molecular function: oxidoreductase activity; 2 iron, 2 sulfur cluster binding. Gene Ontology annotation, biological process: cholesterol metabolic process. NCBI's taxonomy places the organism in Eukaryota, Metazoa, Arthropoda, Arachnida, Ixodida, Ixodidae.
GGCAAGGGCAAGUGCAGCAGGUGCAGUCGCUUGGGAUUUGCGGCAUCAAACACAACUGCUAAGCUGGGCCUUUGCAUUUAGUGAAGUCGUCGCCCGUUUCCUGUCCCGUCGUCGGACACGUGCUGCAACCGCUGCACAGCGAGGAACAAGUACUCAAGCCUCGGUCGUAUAUUACCAAGCUAUUCUCUGACGUCAGAUAACGGUAGCGCGACCGGAGACUACACGAGAGGCAACUGCUGCCGCUCAGAAUCUGCGGCAUCAAACAGAUCGUGAAAAGCUGUGCCUUUGAAUUUUGUAGGUCUUGCAGAUAUUUUCCCCCUGUCUCCUCGGUGAGCUAUGCGAUACGCAUCUAUAUUUUGGUGAAGGAGGAAGCAUGGCCGCUAUUGUGAACCAUGACUCUAAGACCAACAAAAAGCGCAGCCACAGCCUCAGAGACAGGAUGGCGCGCCCGCACACCGCUUGAUCUCGGAGCCGAUAAUUCGGCUCGAAAGGUCACCUUCUGCUCGACAGCGCGCUUGAAGACGAUACGAUAUGAACAGAAACGGAGGUGUGGUCUGGCUGUGGCCGCAAACAUGGAAGAUUGGAGUUGCGGUAUCCGUCGUUGCGUUGAUGUGCGGUGCAUGGUGGAUUAUAUUGCCACGGCAUGCUUCCAAGAAAUUUAGCAAGAGACGCAGUAAACACUGGAGGCGCAGGCACAUUGCCAAUAGCGAACAUAUGCCACCAGUUUUCCCAAAUGGUUGGAUUCCGGUGCUAGAGUCGUCGGAGCUUGGUGUCAACGACGUAAUACCGCUGCACGCAUUUGGCCAGGAGCUGGUGGCGUUCCGCACCGCGGACGGCGUUGCGCACGUUCUGGACGCUUACUGCCCGCACCUGGGCGCCCACCUGGGGGUACUGGGGCGCGUGGUAGGGGAUUGCAUCGAGUGCCCGUUCCAUGGGUGGAGGUUCCGAGGAAACAACGGAGCAUGCGCAUACGUACCGUAUGCCAGCAAAACGCCGUCAUUUGUGUCGGUGAAAGCAUGGACUUGUCGAGAAUCGUGCGGCCUCAUCGUCGUCUGGUUCCAUGCGGACGGAGAAGAACCCUCGUGGAUGAUCGACGCUCCGACUGAUGUGGCCAACGGCACGAUGCGACAGAUGGCACGCUAUGAGACGCUCUGUUCGGGUCACAUCCAGGACAUUGCCCAGAAGGUGGCCGACGGAGCUCACCUGAACUGCCUGCACGCAGCCACUUGCCUAUUGUCCCUAAAGGAAUUCACGAGGCGACCCAGAGAUUCGUGGCUGUGUCGCCUAAUGGAGCUCAAGUGGGACGCGAAAUUUGCAGUGGCCGGUGAGGAGGUCUCCGCGUCGUUGUCCAUACAAAUGUCGCUGAUGGGAUGGAAGCCCAAGUUCGCUCAAUGCCGAGGCGUCGUGAGGCAGGUGGGCCCGGCUCUGACCAUUGUCACGGUCCGCAACAUUUUCGGAGAAUUCGUUGCGGUGGUUUCGGCGACGCCGGAGGCUCCAUUUCGAACGCGCAUUGUUCACCGCUCUUAUGGGAGACCUGGGCUCUUGUCCUGGUUUUGGUGCCACGCAGCAGAACAUGGUAUCAGCAACAUGAUGGACAGAGACGUCACUCUAUGGAAUGAGAAGACCUUUAAGGAGCCUAUUUUGUUGGAUGAAGAUAACAACAUCAAGGAAUUCGGAAAUUGGUACAGCCAAUUUUACAGCAAGAGCAGCCCGACAUGGCAACAAGUGAAAGAAACAAGCUUGUCCUGGUGAUACGGGGACGGCUGUGAAUAGGAGUCAACUCUUUGUUCCUCUUAUAUUUAUACGCUGAUUGUAAGGUUUUUUGUUGCAUAAGCAUUCUUAGGGCACUUCACGUGCUUUCCUGGGCUA